AUGGUGUUUACGCAGGAAUCACUACCGGUGAUCAAGGAUGUAGAGUUGGGUGGAACCAUCGGCGAGGGAUCCUUCGGUUGUGUGCGUAGUGCAAGGUUGAAGUUUGAUUCCAGUGUGGUUGUUGCUGUGAAGUUUGUGCAUUUACCUACUUGUGCAGAGUCCGGUUUGUCGCAGAAGGACGUCUCUCGAGAAGUUGUCUUGCAUUCUAAAUGCUCUAAGCAUGCAAAUGUACUGAGGGUUAUUGACUGCAAUGUUGGCGGUGAAUAUUUAUGGAUAAUGCUAGAGAUGGCUGAUGGGGGUGAUUUGUUUGAUAAGAUUGAGCCCGAUGUCGGUGUAGAUCCCGAUGUAGCCCAAUUCUACUUCCAACAAUUGAUAAGGGCUCUGAACUAUCUACACGAUGUUGGUGUUGCACAUAGAGAUAUUAAGCCAGAGAAUAUUUUGCUAGACAAAAAGGGUAACUUAAAAUUAGCUGAUUUCGGAUUAGCUUCUCAGUUCAGGAGGAAAGAUGGAACUUUAAGGGUGUCAACAGAUCAGCGAGGUUCACCUCCGUAUAUGGCACCCGAAAUCCUUAGCAGCCAAGGCUACUAUGCUAACAUUACAGAUAUCUGGUCUGCUGGGGUUCUACUGUUUGUGUUACUUACAGGUGAGAUUCCAUGGAGUAUUCCCGCGAAGGAGGACGAUAAUUAUGAAUGGUUUGUUAACAAUGAGGGUAAAGUCAGUCUUGGCCCUUGGGAGCGAGUAGAGCUACGACAGAUGAAUCUGCUGAGGAAAAUUCUACAGCCUGAUCCCAGAAAGCGAGUGUCUUUGGAAAAGCUUCGACACCACCCUUGGUUAACUUCCAGAUCAAAGCUAGCGAACUCUGAAGGAUUAUGUAACAACCCAGAUGUCUUAGCUAAGAAACUACUAGGCAAAUUGAGAGUGUCACUGAGUAAUGAAACGUAUAAUAAAUUUACACAAGAUAAUACUUUGUUUGAAACAGGCCCGAUGAAAUUUAGAGCAACACAACCAGUGGAAGGAGAUAUUGCUCAUUUAGAGCAUGACUCGAUGAGAACAUUAGAUGAUAAACUAACAGAAAAGGCAUUCACUCAGGUAAUCACAGAUAAAACAAGCGAAACUACAAGCAACUGGGAUAAUAGGAUAAAUAGAUGGACGCAAUAUAUGAACAAAGAGCAAGCUGUAUACCAAUUCAUUGAUGAUGAUCACCCCUCACAGCACAUUAACCAGACUUUAAGAUUCUCUCCUAACAAACUAACGAAGUUCUUUACAGUACAAGAUAUGGAUAUUGUGCUACCGACUUUAGAAGAUGCACUGAUAUACUCUGGUAUUAGAAUAAGAGAUCACCUUAUCGAUGUAUAUGAAAGACUUUGCAAGAGCAUGAGUGAUCCCAAAGUUUUCCCGUUGAUAAUUAAUAUCAAGAGCACAGAUAGAAGAGGUGGUAUUCUAACAGGUUCAGUUACGAUAGAUGAGAUUGAAGAUAAAUUUAGAUGUAUCAAUUUUGAGAAACGUACUGGUGACCCAUUAGAAUGGAGACGGUUGUUCAAACGCAUAGCAGUCCUAUGCAGAGACAUAAUUUUGAUCCCCAAUUAA
Nakaseomyces glabratus is the source of this 1587-nucleotide messenger RNA. RefSeq names its product serine/threonine protein kinase CHK1 (gene CHK1). Gene Ontology annotation, molecular function: ATP binding; protein serine/threonine kinase activity. Gene Ontology annotation, biological process: intracellular signal transduction; protein phosphorylation. The record is from RefSeq and is a predicted model, not a curated record. NCBI's taxonomy places the organism in Eukaryota, Fungi, Ascomycota, Saccharomycetes, Saccharomycetales, Saccharomycetaceae. Gene Ontology annotation, cellular component: cytoplasm.